This is a messenger RNA of Hypomesus transpacificus, 1590 nucleotides long. RefSeq lists its product as uncharacterized. Bases 1 to 1590 code for a protein of 529 amino acids. NCBI's taxonomy places the organism in Eukaryota, Metazoa, Chordata, Actinopteri, Osmeriformes, Osmeridae. The record is from RefSeq and is a predicted model, not a curated record. The transcript has 8 exons.
AUGCUUUUGAGGUUGUCAAUCCGCCAGGAUCAGGCCAAAAAAACCACAAGGGAAAAAUACUUUUUCGGACAGGACAUAGUUUUCAGUCCACUGAUAAAAGAUCUCAAGGAUCUUGAGGACAGUGGUAUUGUUUUGAAGAAUGGCAAAGUUAUUCGAGGUUGUGUUGAGAAAGGAACAGCAUUCUAUGUUGAUGACUACAAUGAGAGCAUCAAGGCAGCAACUGCACCAUAUAACUUCCCCCAUGACACUACUGUAGUGACUAAUGCUGUCACUGUCAAAGGGACAAAGUACAAAAAAGGAAUGCAUGUGGUUCUAGAACGAGAUGAUGAGGGCAUUCACAUGGAACCAGAGAUUUUCUUCAGAUCCACUAUAGAGGAACCUCUAUCUUCUGAAUCGACCGACACCUCCACCACUCCAAGUUUGCCUAGCAGUAAUAGCUCCAGUAUGAAUUUGAAUUUAAAUGCCUGGCCUGAGAACUUAAUUGUUCCAUGGAACCAAAUGCCUGCUGGUAUAAGGACCGCCAUUGCACAGGAGAAACGUCCAUCUGCUAAAGACCGCAGGGGAAUGGUUCUAAUCAUCACAGAUAAAAUGAGGCUGACUGAAUUAAAUCCGUCAAAAUCUCAGUGCCUGACAGUGGCCAAGAUGAUUGUAAAGCAGCAUCCUGGAAGCUUUGCUGAUGUCAUGAGAUAUGGCACCAUAAUUGGAAGUGGCUAUGGAUCCCUUUUGACUCAAUUACAAACACGAGUAGAACAUGUUAAUCGUGGAAGUUCUCUCUCUAGACGAAGGAUGCAGAAACGGGUUCCAAAUUCAGCUGCAAACAUACCUAGAGGACCAGUUGACCAAUAUGGAUGUGUGAGAUGGCAGCCUGACUGUCCACAAGGGGAAACUGACGAGAGUCUCAAAGAGAAGCAGAAUGAAAUGAAAGACCUCUACCAUGUCGAGGGUCCAGCUGGUGCAGACAGGGGAUAUUGGAACGUUCUUGUCCUGGAUAAGAUGGAGGGGGCUAUGGAAAAAAAGGGGAAGCUGAUCCUUCAUUUUUUCGAACAGAAGCCAGCAGGGACUAAUGCAGAUGAGGUAAAGCCCAUCCUAGGGAUGUACAACCUAGAAGAAAAGUGUGAUCCGUGGCCAGUCAUAAUCCUCCUGCUUAUGGCACACUUCAAAGAAACACCGGAGGCACUCCUUCUGCAGGCAGAUGUGUUGGCAACAGCAGCUGACGUUGAACAAACACUGCAGCUUCCUGACUCUCCAAGACUGAUUGUCUUAGGUGGUGAAUUGCUCACAGCAACCGUUUGGAUGCUGAGCAUCGAGGGUCAGGUGGUUGUGCCUCCACAUUCCAACUUUGUGGCUGGAAUGGCAGCUUUGUUUUCUAGCUACUACAACUUUAAUCUGGUGAACCAGGAGCAAGCAUGUUGCACACUGGAAUUCAUUCAAAGAUGCUUCAUCAGACUUAACCCCUCCAGUGGGACCAAGGCAACCAAGAUGGUGACCCAAAAAAGUGGGAAGGUACAGGAGAAGAAGAGAAACUCCAUUAACCCUCACGUCUCUUCUUUACUCAAGCGGGUAAUGGACUUUGAAUGGCUUAUAUUGUAA